Molecule: messenger RNA, 495 nt
Organism: Schistocerca piceifrons (Central American locust)
Lineage: Eukaryota; Metazoa; Arthropoda; Insecta; Orthoptera; Acrididae
Exons: 3
Coding region: 90-401 (103 amino acids)
Source: RefSeq, a predicted model, not a curated record
GAUUCUUGCGGUCGGUAUAUGGUGCAUGUCAUAGUUGGAAAACUCUCUGCUGACGAGGACACCUCAUACCGUGCAAAGAACUGGAACGAAUGACACACGCCACGAUUGCAUGCACAGUGCUGGAACCAUUGUGCGUGCUAUGGAGAAGUGAAGAUCAGAAACGUGGGGAGAACAAGGUUUUGGCCAUUGUGACAGAUAGUGCCGCAUAUAUGCUACAGGCCGCAGAAUGUCUCUGGGUGUUUUACCCUAAAAUUAUUCAUCUAAUGUGUCUGGUUCAUGGUGUCCAUCGAGUCGCUGAAGAGGUCAUUGACAGAGGUCAACAGCCUUAUAACCUUGGCAAAGAGAGAGAGCUUUCAAGACUGCUAAUGGUGACUGUCCUCUGCCACCUGAACUGGUCUUGACGAGGUGGGGAAUGUGGAUUUCAGUUGCAAACUAUUAUGCAGACAACCACAGAAAAGUUGAAGAGGUCCCAAAGGGCUUUGAAGAUAGCGAAAA